CUGAGGAAACAAAAAUAUAUAUAACGAGCACCCGGUCGCCCGAAGCUUCAGAAUGGGUGUGAAGACUUUUACUCACAAUUCUCCGGCUCAUAGCCAGGAAAUGCUGGGAAAGCUGAACAUGCUGCGGAACGACGGCCACUUCUGCGACAUCACCAUACGGGUUCAGGACAAGAUCUUCAGGGCGCACAAGGUGGUCCUGGCGGCCUGUAGCGAGUUCUUCCGCACCAAGCUGGUGGGCCAAGCAGAGGAAAGCAACCAGUGUGUCCUGGACUUGCAUCACGUCACGGUGACUGGUUUCAUCCCGCUAUUGGAAUACGCGUACACGGCGACAUUAUCCAUCAACACGGAGAACAUUAUAGACGUGCUAGCUGCUGCAAGCUACAUGCAGAUGUUUAGCGUGGCCAGCACCUGCUCAGAGUUCAUGAAGUCCAGUAUUUUGUGGAAUACCCAGCAGGAGAAGGUCCUGGACACCGGGCAAGAAAACUCUGGUAACUGCAAUAACUUCCGAGACGGCAGCCUCUCUCCGGUCUCCUCAGAAUGUAGCGUCGUGGAGAGGACCAUUCCCAUCUGUCGCGAGUCCCGUCGGAAACGUAAAAGCUAUAUAGUCAUGUCUCCUGAGAGCCCUUUGAAAUGCAGCACACAGACAAGCUCUCCACAAGUCCUAAACCCUACGCCUUCCUACAGCGAGGCAAGGAAUCAGCAAGUGGACUCGUCCCAUGCCUUCCCCUGGACUUUCCCCUUUGGCAUCGAUCGAAGGAUGCAGUCAGACAAGGUAAAGCAGAUGGAGGCUCGAACGUUAGAAGUGCCUGGACCUUCUGAAGUCGCACGGAGGGUAACGGAUUACGUUGCCUGCGAAAGCACUAAAGCCAAUUCUCCUUUGGUGAUGGAGGAUGACGUCAGAGUGAAAGUGGAGAGACUGAGCGAUGAGGAGGUCCACGAGGAAGUGUCUCAGCCGGUCAGCGCGUCUCAGAGCUCCAUGAGUGACCAGCAGACCGUUCCUGGAAGCGAACAGGUUCAGGAAGACCUGCUCAUCAGCCCACAGUCAUCUUCCAUAGGCUCCAUCGAUGAGGGAGUUGGAGAAGGACUACCCACGCUGCAAGGAGCAGCCAACACCAACGUGCACGCCGACGAUGACGACCGAUUGGAGAAUGUCCAGUAUCCAUAUCAACUGUACUUGGCUCCUUCAACAAGCAGCACGGAACGGCCAAGUCCAAACGGGCCGGACCGACCUUUCCAGUGCCCUACAUGUGGAGUACGCUUCACACGGAUCCAGAACCUGAAGCAGCACAUGCUCAUACACUCUGGAAUUAAACCCUUUCAGUGUGACCGUUGUGGGAAAAAAUUCACUCGGGCUUACUCCUUAAAGAUGCAUCGGCUGAAACACGAAGGUAAACGCUGUUUCCGGUGCCAGAUAUGUAGCGCGACAUUCACUUCCUUCGGGGAAUACAAACACCACAUGCGGGUUUCCCGGCACAUUAUCCGCAAGCCUCGGAUAUACGAGUGCAAAACAUGCGGCGCCAUGUUCACCAACUCUGGAAAUUUAAUCGUGCACCUGAGGAGCCUGAACCACGAAGCGUCAGAGCUAGCAAACUACUUCCAGAGCAGCGAUUUCCUAGUGCCCGAUUAUCUAAGCCAGGAGCAGGAGGAGGCCCUGGGCCAGUACGAGCUGGCGGAUCACGGCUUUGAAAGCAGCUCCUCUGUCCAGAUGCCUGUCAUUUCUCAAGUUUCCUCCACGCAGAACUGCGAGAGCACUUUCACCCUGGGACCCCUGGGCGGGCUGGCCGAGAAAGAGGAGGACGACGAAGACAUGGCCGAGCCUUCAAAGGUCAGCCCUAUGGAAGGAACCGGCAGAGAUGACCCCCCAAAACCAGAGGUGGCUUCCAUUGCUGUGGAGUAGCCGGCCCCCUGCCCCGCACCCUGACUUCAUUCAGUGCUUAUCUCUCGUUUCGUUUGCUUUCUUUGGAAAGUGCCUGUGCUUUUGGUCAAUCUAUAGUUUUAUUUUAUAUAUUUCCGAGCGGCUGAGGACACCGGCAGAAUGCGCUCCCCGUCUUCACUCCGCUAAUGUUACACCAGACGGCAGUCUAAUUAUAACUUCGACGCGAAACAGCACGUAGGUCCCAAAGGUGGAAUGCACAAAGCCAAACGCUGAUCUGAACGCUUUACCCGUCCUGUCGCCCUGGCAACCGACGACUUCAAAGGGGCAAACGGUUUUAUGUCUCGUACAGAUUCCCGUAAGAUUUGUACCCUGUACCCGGAUCUCCAAACAAAAUGGUUUAAGUGGAAUUUCGGUCUUCCGAGGACCCCGCCGCGGACGCCAUCAUUCUGGAGUAAUUCUGGCUACGGCUGGUUGCGUGGAGG
This is a messenger RNA of Spea bombifrons (plains spadefoot toad), 2358 nucleotides long. RefSeq names its product zinc finger and BTB domain containing 44 (gene ZBTB44). The transcript is spliced from 5 exons. Lineage: Eukaryota; Metazoa; Chordata; Amphibia; Anura; Pelobatidae. Bases 53 to 1897 code for a protein of 614 amino acids. The record is from RefSeq and is a predicted model, not a curated record. Gene Ontology annotation, molecular function: protein binding.